ACUUGCCAGACUGGACCAGAAUGUGCAUUGUGCUGAGCUAGUCAACGGUCGCUGCGGAAUCUUGUUUGAUCCAUUUAUUUGUGUAUAUACCCGUGUGUCUUUAGGCUCUGUCUUAUUACAUCAGCUUACAUAUACGCACCCCAGGAUGAGUGUGCUUGCCUGCGGCCUCAACACGUCAGGACAGGUGAUGAAGGCCGGGCCAGGCAUCCUCUGCUGCCCGUCGCCUGUUGCCUUCCCCUCAGCUGUCACCACAGCCAGUGUUGCCUUCAGUCAUAUACUCUGGAGGACAGAUGCAGGAUGGCAGUGGACAGGGUAUGAUAGUGGAGGCUCUCAAGGUUCUCAGGCAAGAGGGGUGAUAAAGUCAAGUUGGAAGGUGUGUGUUUGUGAAAAUCGUAUUGCUGCGAUAAAUGAUGAUGGGUCUGUGUUGGUGUGGGAGAAGCAAUGGAAAACUUUACACUUCCAGAAGAGAAACCCAGACAGUGAAACACUUGGCAAAAAUUUAUCACAGGAUAUUGACAGUACAAAUUAUAAAGGAAAGGAAAGUACAAAUAUAGAUACCAGUAUGAAAUUUCACUUAGAACAAAGAGAAUAUGAAAGCACAAAAAGGAAAGAUUUAGAAAAUACUUCUCAUGACACAGUGCCUUAUAAUCAUAUUACUGAAACACAGACUAUGAAUAAAAGGUGUAAACUUGAGACUUUUACAAAGAAAGAUGAGUGGCAGGUUUCUAAUCUUUCAUGUCCGGCAACGACAAAGAUUACUUUUGCUAAGGUUGCUGUUGAAGAUAACUCACUGCUGGCAGUAGAUACAGCUGGAGUGAUGUACUGUGGCAGUGUUCCUGUGCCUUUGAGGAUGAAGAUGAAGGAAGUGGCUGUGGGGAAGGAGCAUUGCAUGGCCCUCACCGCAGCUGGGGAUGUCAUAACCUGGGGGAGUGGAAUGUUUAUUUCUAGGCGGGGGCAGCUUGGUAUUGGUGAAUUGUGUCAGGCAGAAAGGCCAAUACCUGUGGAGAGUCUGCAGGGGGUUCCUAUCACCACUAUUGCCUGUGGAGCCUGGCACUGUACAGCUCUGAGUGAGACAGGGGACCUUUAUGUAUGGGGCUGGAAUGAGAGUGGACAGCUGGGGUAUCCUUAUAACUGUGAGGGCAGCCAGUCUCUCUUCCUCUUCUUUGAGCAUGCCUGUCAGUGUCCAGAGAGGAACCACCUGGAAGGAGAACAAUUGCAGGAAGAAAACAAGGACACUGAGGAGAGUCAAGGAGUGCAGGCUGAAGUAAGGAGUAAAGGAAUGCAGGACAAGAGAGUAAAUCCUAAAAGAAGGAAAGAAGUCAUCAAUGUUCAAGCAUCUCCCGUGUUGCUGGACUUUUGGACUGAGGAUGUGAACAUAACAAACGUUCAGUGUGGGGACCGACACACCCUGUACAUGCUGGAUGACGGCAGUGUUUGGUCAGCAGGAAUGAACAGGUAUGGGCAGCUUGGCCUGGGUCAUGUGCGUGCUGUGAAGGAGCCGUGCAGAGUGUUCAGGCGCGGCAUCAGUGAUAUGUGUGCUGGGGGCUGGAACUCCAUUUUCUUCACCACCAGUGAGCUGCCAGCCUCCUAGCAGGGUGUUGGGUCAAGAGCACAGGCAGAUGCACUUUAACUGAGUGUUUUUUUUGCCUUCACAGAUUGCAUUAUAUUGCUUUACUUUUGUCAUUUCUAAAACACCCAGAAAUAAAGUUUAUUGAGAUUUGUA
Scylla paramamosain (green mud crab) is the source of this 1723-nucleotide messenger RNA. RefSeq lists its product as uncharacterized. The transcript is spliced from 9 exons. The record is from RefSeq and is a predicted model, not a curated record. The coding region runs from base 146 to 1591 and encodes 481 amino acids. Lineage: Eukaryota; Metazoa; Arthropoda; Malacostraca; Decapoda; Portunidae.